This is a messenger RNA of Colius striatus (speckled mousebird), 897 nucleotides long. It is a transcript of the gene FAM43B, whose product is annotated as family with sequence similarity 43 member B. Lineage: Eukaryota; Metazoa; Chordata; Aves; Coliiformes; Coliidae. The record is from RefSeq and is a predicted model, not a curated record.
AUGCUGCCCUGGCGCCGGAGCAAGUUCGUGCUGGUGGAAAAUGACCGUAAGUGCAAAGGCAAGAGCCUGGGGCCGGGGCUGAGCUACGCGGCGUUGCUGGCCGGUUUCCUGCGCUCCUGCCCGGAUCUCCUGCCCGACUGCCCUCUGGAGCGCCUGGGCAGCGUGUUCCGCGGCAAACGCCAGACGGUGGAGCUGAAUAAGGAGGAUCCCACGUACACGGUGAGGUACCUGGGCAACGCCGUCACCCUGCAGGCCAAAGGCGAGGGCUGCACGGAGGAAGCGGUGGGCAAGAUCUGGGCCAAGAGCGACGCCGGGGCCGGAGGGGCCAAGAUGAAGCUGACGUUGGCUCACGGGAUCCGUAUGAGCCCGUGUGAGAAGGGAGCCCGGCGGCCGGGCCACGCGUACCUCCUGCACCGCAUCACCUACUGCGCCGCCGACCGCCGCCACCCCAAGGUGUUCGCUUGGGUUUACCGGCACCAGGUGAAGAACAAGGCGGUUGUGCUGCGUUGCCACGCCGUCCUGGUCAAAGCUGACAAAGCCCGUGCUAUGGCCUUGCUGCUUUACCAAACCUCUUCCUCGGCCUUCAACGAGUUCAAACGCCUCAAGAGGCAGAACGAUUUCCGCCACGUCCGCCAGCAGCUGCUGGGAGACGCCAUGGUGCCGCUGGUGCCCCUCCGCAAGCUGCUCAACGCCAAGUGUCCCUAUCGGCCGCCCGCUGACAGGGCUCGCUGCGCCCCUCGCCUCGGCUCCAUCCUGGAGGAGGAGGAGGACGAGGCCUUCGGCAGCGGGGCGGCCUGUGGGGAUGGCGGCGGCCCCGGGGAACGCGCCGCCGUGCUGCGGCUGGCCAGGGAGAUGAGGGGCUGCAGCCUGCGCGGGACGCGGCCGCCGCUGUGCUGA